Lasiosphaeria miniovina is the source of this 796-nucleotide messenger RNA. Its product is annotated as VIT family-domain-containing protein. The coding region runs from base 122 to 598 and encodes 158 amino acids. NCBI's taxonomy places the organism in Eukaryota, Fungi, Ascomycota, Sordariomycetes, Sordariales, Lasiosphaeriaceae. Gene Ontology annotation, cellular component: fungal-type vacuole membrane. Gene Ontology annotation, molecular function: manganese ion transmembrane transporter activity; iron ion transmembrane transporter activity. The transcript has a single exon. Gene Ontology annotation, biological process: intracellular manganese ion homeostasis. The record is from RefSeq and is a predicted model, not a curated record.
CCACGGCGCCCAAGCUGCCUGUGCCAUCGAGGCGAAUUCCUAAAACAAGCAACAAACGAACAACUUCCGAGUCUAGGCUAGGUUUGUCUUCGCGCGGGCUCUCGCUAUUUAAACAUUCUCAAUGUUGCUGGCGGCGUUGAAGAAUAUGCUGUUGCGCCGGCAAAGAGCAGACAGCAUGUUUCCGUACCCCGAUCGAGCCGCGAGCGAGUUGUCGUCGAGUGGCACGCCAGUCGAGCUGCGAUCGAGCUGUGACCAGCGGAGCUCCGAUAUCGACAUGGAGUCGCAGAAUAAUCACCAUCAACAACAGUGUGAGACAGUUACAGAGCCUUCAGCUCUAUCAGGAGGAACCCGACAGCUACCCAAAGCGAAGGUGAUGGCGCCAAAGAGACGCUGCGGGGGGUUCACGGUCAACGCGCGCGUCGUGUCGGAUGCCACCAUUGGCCUCUCGGACGGCUUGACGGUGCCGUUUGCGCUGACGGCCGGCCUGGCCGCGCUGGGCGACACGCGGGUGGUCAUCUUUGGCGGGCUGGCCGAGUUGAUAGCGGGCGCCAUCUCGAUGGGGCUGGGCGGUUAUCUGGGGGCAAAGAGCGAGGCGUGAGUUUUCCAGUCCAGACCCCCUUUUCUAGGUCAACACCGCGCGCCUCCUAUCCGGGUCGGGACUCGACGAUACCCAACAAUGCCCAUACGGAAAGAAGACUAACGCGGAACAAAAAACCCCUAUACAAAAUACAGCGUCUCGUACAAAGAGGCCCGCAAGCAAGUAAUGCAGCGCGUCCUCAGCGCGGCCCGAGGCGCA